CGUUCUUGAGUGUACUUGUGUUCUUAGACACGUUGAGAGAUAGUAUCUCUCUCGGUUGAUUCAAAGGAAGGUCUGUUUCCUUUGAAGGAUUCGUUGAGGUUCGUGUGACUCGAACUCUCAAGUUGUAACGGUUUGUUAAGCACCCGUAAGCUUAACGAGUUAGUAGUGUAGCUCGAGAGAGUCUCUCGGGAGGCUGGAUUAGCCACAAGUUGUGGUGAACCAGGGUAAAAUUCGGUGUGCCUCUUACUCUUCUCUUUACUUCUCUUUUAAUUUUUUAAUUCCUGCGAUUUCUCCGAUCAAACGCUAUUCACACCCCCCCCUCUAGCGUUGGUCUCUUAUUCUAACACCACGCUAUUGCCGUGAUUACUCUCUGACUCGUGAAGAGCAAAUCGAAGCAAACAGAGAUGCAAUCCAGGCAAGAGAACGAUUUCUCAAAACAGUCCAAGAAGAACGCCAAUUGCUCCAAACCCAGAAAGAUAACGAACAACGCGAAUAUUGGGAGCAUAUGCAAAAGAUGCUGGAGGACUUUAAUAAGGCUAUGGAACAACAAGAAGAGAUGGAUGAAAUUGUUGUUCUAGAAGAGGACGAAGAAUCUGAGACAGAAUCUGAAACUGAAUCCAACAAUGUCUCAAUUCUUGAAUAUCCACAAACUCCAUCACCAUUGUAUAUCGAAAAUAAGAUAACACUUGCAGAAAUGAUUGCACGAGGUACAGUGGUGAUGCUUCCUGAAAGCCCAAAAAGUCAAAUCGUACAAGAGGUGAAGCCUACUGAGGGUCUUGUCUCGGAAACGCUUUCACCCGUUGCACCAGAAACGUUGGAGGAACCUGUCCUCCUAACAUGUGUUGAAGACACUUCUCCAGAGGAACCUGUUCUGGAGAAAUUAGAACCAUCACCAACCCUUUUGAUCAUGAAGACUCAGGGGAAAGAAUUGUCCUAAUCAUCGAGCCACCAACAGAAAGUCAGCCCAUUGGGGACUUAGAAAGUCAUGU
This is a messenger RNA of Cuscuta campestris, 989 nucleotides long. The record is from the annotation of a GenBank genome assembly. NCBI's taxonomy places the organism in Eukaryota, Viridiplantae, Streptophyta, Magnoliopsida, Solanales, Convolvulaceae.